UAUGGCUACAACAUCUCCGUCGGCGACAAUGUCAUAAUUGGAUCUAAAUCAAAACUACUUGAUUCAGCCAAGAUUACCAUCGGAAGCAACACCAGGAUCGGCGCAUGUGUUACCAUCACAACUUUGAAAUCACCAACUGAUUUGAAAGCAUUGAAAAAGAGCUACGGUCUUGAACUUGCUAAAGAUACCUACAUCGGCAAGAAAGUCUAUAUUGGUGAUUGCUGCGUCAUAGGAGCCGGAGUGCGAGUUGGUGAUGGUGUCAUUGUUCGUUCCGGGUCUGUCGUCAUUCAUGACAUACCAUCAGACUACAUCGCCUAUGGUAAUCCAGCCAACAUAUACAAGGCUAAUUAG
Messenger RNA from Bipolaris zeicola 26-R-13, 351 nucleotides. RefSeq lists its product as uncharacterized. The annotation marks the transcript as partial. The transcript has a single exon. The record is from RefSeq and is a predicted model, not a curated record. NCBI's taxonomy places the organism in Eukaryota, Fungi, Ascomycota, Dothideomycetes, Pleosporales, Pleosporaceae.